Molecule: messenger RNA, 775 nt
Organism: Rubroshorea leprosula
Lineage: Eukaryota; Viridiplantae; Streptophyta; Magnoliopsida; Malvales; Dipterocarpaceae
Source: the annotation of a GenBank genome assembly
AAUUGCAAUUUACCAUUAUGUUGAGGUAAGGAGAAAAGUUAGGAGAUUAAUAGGAAUAGGUCAGUCAGGAAAAAGGUAGGAGAUUAAACGAACCGGAGAAAAGUUAGGAGAUUAAAUUAGGAAUAGAUCAAGAGAAAGGAUAUAAAUUGGAAAUGGGGCAGCAAGGAAGAGAAUGCAAAAAACAACAUAUCAAGAGAGAGAGAGAACAGGGAGAGCAAGAAGCUAGGACGUUCUACUGCUGCUCAACGACUUCGAAAGGCAAGAUGUUCAACUACAGGAGACUAAGAGCGAACAGGGAAUCCUCAAGAAACGAGGAAAGCCCCAGACAAGGAAUGGGGGGCAUUAUCACCGUAAUAGUGAUACUUGUUAAUGAAGCAUUGCAAACGGCAGCAACUAACGGUUUGCUGUACAAUAUGGUAAUUUACUUAAUGAUGGAUUAUCAUAUGACUGCUGCAAAAGCCGAAAAUAUUGUAUUCUACUGGAAUGCUGCUACUGGUAUCGUGGCCAUUUUGUGGGCCCCCAUCACAGAUUCUCAUCUUGGCCGUUUCUCCACCAUCAGCAUUGCUUCAGCGUGCAGUCUCUUGGUAAAAUACUAUUUCCUAAGUAGCUUUCUCAAAUGAAUUUAAUUUGCUUGUUUUUAUAAGAAUAUACAUUUCUUCUCACUAGCUUCCUGUAUGUUUAUGAAACUUGUUUACCGUCUCUGGAUUCUUCUAAUUGGGUUGCCAACAAUAAAAGUACCAGUGCUGUUUAUACUGAGUAAAAUGUUUUCAUUCAC